Emiliania huxleyi CCMP1516 is the source of this 1087-nucleotide messenger RNA. RefSeq lists its product as hypothetical. The coding region runs from base 13 to 834 and encodes 273 amino acids. Lineage: Eukaryota; Haptophyta; Isochrysidales; Noelaerhabdaceae. Gene Ontology annotation, molecular function: oxidoreductase activity. The record is from RefSeq and is a predicted model, not a curated record. The transcript has a single exon.
ACACAAACACAUAUGUUGCCGCUCCUCGUCCCCAGCGUCGCCUUGCUCGGACUGGUGCUCCAGCCGCCAUCGCCGGCGGCGCGCUCGGUGCGUGCGCCUCGCGCGGGCCGGGUCCUCCUCGGCUGGGGGCCGGACCCGGUGUGGUCGGACCAGAGCGUCGAGUCGAUCAGCGACGCUGGUGAGGGACUCAAGGCGAUCACGAUUGACGCGGCGCUGGACGGCUUCGGCAAGGGCGGCCAGUAUCUCCAGAUCCGCGAGCCUGGCGCCGAGAAGGCCGGCAUCUUCGCCAUCGCGUCUGCGCCCGGCGCCUCGCCGCUCGAGUUUCUAAUCAAGGAGCAGCCACCAUCGGACUGGUCGCCGGGGACGGGGUGGCUGACGGGCGCGUCGGCGGGCGCCGCGCUCGAGAUGUCGCAGGCGAUGGGGAGCGGCUUCCUCAAGACGGACGACGCUCUCGAGGGCAUCUCCACCGUCCUGCUCUUUGCGGUUGGCUCUGGCAUCUCUCCGAUCCGAUCCGUCAUCGAGUCGGGCGCGCUCGACGGGAAGAGCGUCGAGCUCUUCUACGGCGCGCGCACGCCGGCGAUGAUGUCCUACACCGACAAGUUUGCCGCGUGGGAGGAGCUCGGCGUGAGCGUCACGCCCGUCAUCUCGCAGCCGGAGGGCACCGGCUGGGAGGGCUGCACGGGCUACGUCCAGGACGUGGCGAGGGAAAAGGGCAUUGCGGACCCCAAGGCGACCGCGCUACUGCUGUGCGGCAUGAAGGGCAUGGCGGUCGCGAUCAAGGAGAUGGCGGAGGAGGCGGGCAUCCCAGAGGAGCGCGUGCUGGCCAACUUUUGAGCUCGAGCUGCUGUUGGGCCUCACGCGGCGCCCUGCACCGAGGCGAGAGGGCCCAUGCACAUGAACAUGAAACAUGUGCAUGUGCAUGCACAUGUCACACAUGCACAUGUGCACGUGCAUGUGCAUGCACAUGCACGUGCACAUGUCCAUGUGCAUGUGCACGCACAUGUGGCAUGCGUGCAAUACGGUAGGAGCGCUAUACAGGACGGUGCUGUCCGGCAUGACGGCUAAAAAAGUUCACAGGCCGUAAACC